AAGUUCCAAAAUAAAGUCCACCAGAGCUACUACGCAAUAUUUCGUCUUGUUCUUUGCAACUUUAUUUCGUUGUGGAUUCAAUCUACUCUUAAUUCAACCAACUUUUCCAUCGUCAGCCGAUCGCCAGAAAACUUUCCUUCGAUUUCCCAACUAUUGAAAUAGGAUUGAACGAAAACUUCCAAUAAACAAAAUAAUUAAAGUUUUUUUUUUUUUUAUUGUGGGGAGGGAGGGGUCUUACUCGUGCGACAUUUCAUCGAAUAGUAACCAGUAUAAAAGCGGUGGCCGUAAAGCGAAAUACUUAGUGAACAAUGUUGGUCAGUUCACGCGUUUCUAUUAGCUUGUUAGAGAAAGAAAGGCAGCAAUUGCACGGACUGCAGUUGAGAGCUUCUGCCUUUAACUUUCCACCGUGUCUCUCUAUUGUAAAGAAGCCGUCAGGAAAUGUGACGUAUUUUGGUAUCUGCCACGAUAUCGUUAGUUGGAUCGCAGAACAUUUUCAUAUGCAGUUGAUUUUCGUCCCGACUGAUGAUACAGAUAUAGUCCGACAUGGAAUAAUUCCUGCGCUCAUCAGCCAAAUUGUGAAAGGGGAAGUGGAUAUAAUACCAUACGCAUUUGCUCCUACAACGUCGCAUUUACUCCAACUCGAUUUUACCAUCACGCUUCGAGUAGAGGAUUACAAUUUGUUACAGCAAUGGCCAAAAGAAGAGAGUCGGCUUACGGCUUAUAUUAGACCCUUUUCAUUGAUGGUUUGGAUUUUGUUCCUUAUUUCAACCGGAGCGAUGAUCCUUUGUAUGUCUAUAUUGACUUAUUAUCACCAACAAUGGAGUGAAAAUUGGAAGUGGAAAAGUUUCACAGAUAACAUUGAUCUUCAUGCAAAUUACGUCAUUACUGUUAUCACGGGCCAAGGCAAUCACAUUUCUUCAAAAACAAGAUUUUCCCUACGCCUUGUGGUAGGUUUGUGGUGUCUGACUAUGGUAGCCCUGGUAAACGCUUACACGAGCACUUUGAUGUCAUAUUUGACGGUGCCCAAACUUAAACCGAUUGUGAACACAUUAGCCGAUUUAGCGGCUAGUCUUGAUACCCAAGUGACAGUGGAUUUCGAAUCGGACCCGUCAAGGAUAUUUUUGGAUGCUUCAGUGGGUCCAAAUGUAAUUAUUGGCGACUUCCUUCGUAAUAAUCCGCAGUUUCUUGUCAAAGGAAGUCUAGAGGGAUUGAAGAAUGUUUUACACGAAGGAGCUACAUAUUUCGCGAAUCGCGCUGUUGUAUAUUACUUCAUGGCGAUGGAUAUGAAAAGCCACGGCAAAUGUCGUUUGACGUCAUCAGAUCCCAUUCCCUACAUCCGAACUUACUCAUUUGGGUUACCCAAAAAUAGCCGACACAAUGCCAUCAUCAAUCACGAUUUGGAGUAUUUGCUGGAAAGUGGCCUACUUCCUUUCUGGUUAAAGCGGUACACACCCAAUAUCGAUAAAUGUUUGGUAGGUAAGACAAAACCACAGAGACGGAUGAUGCCUUUCACACUGCUGGAUCUAUCCAGCGCUUUUCUAUUUCUGGGCAUCGGUGUUGGAUUGUCUUUUUUCACGUUUCUUCUAGAAGUGAUGACACAGUUUAAACGGAAGCAACAGAACAAAAUUCGCCGUGUAUUGGUUGCUCAGCCUUUGUUGUUAUAGAACUUGAAUUUCAAUAUUUAAAGAUUCAAGGUUCUUACAAUUAAUCGCUAGUCGCAAAAAAAAAUUGCUAGCUCACAUUAUCGUCAUACGCUGUUAACACGAAACAUUUUCUUUAUAAUUUUAUAUGAAUGUCGUGCAAUAGCUAAUCAGAUUAAAAUUAUUUUGCCAUUUAUCUAAGUCAGCAAUAAAUGUAACAAUUAUGUCAUUGACAAACAGAAUAUUGAAUGACUUUUCAUUAUGACCCUUACGUGUCGUUAUGUAACAAUCUAA
This is a messenger RNA of Daphnia pulex (common water flea), 1934 nucleotides long. Its product is annotated as glutamate [NMDA] receptor subunit 1-like. The transcript has 10 exons. Gene Ontology annotation, cellular component: membrane. Lineage: Eukaryota; Metazoa; Arthropoda; Branchiopoda; Diplostraca; Daphniidae. Bases 309 to 1664 code for a protein of 451 amino acids. The record is from RefSeq and is a predicted model, not a curated record. Gene Ontology annotation, molecular function: ligand-gated monoatomic ion channel activity.